GAAUCAAUAUUCAUCGUUGCAAUUUACAAUGAUGUCUAAAGACAUUACUAGUUUUGAUCCAAAACAAGCAUCAGUGCCCAUAUCAUACCCACUCAAGACAUUGAAGGAGCUUGAGUCUCGCUCCUACUUAGACUCCUUUCACUACCCUUUCAACAAAGCCUCUGUUCCCCUUAUUCAAACUCCAACUUCUUCUUCUAACCGUGGCAAAAUUCUAGUGUGCCAUGACAUGGCUGGUGGGUAUUUGGAUGAUAAGUAUGUCCAAGGAGGGACCAAUUCUGAUGCCUACUCCUUGUGGCAUUGGUAUCUAAUUGAUUCCUUUGUCUACUUUUCUCAUAAUCUUGUCACUCUUCCUCCUGUUACUUGGAUUAACACUGCUCAUCGCCAUGCUGUUAAGGUUUUGGGAACUUUCCUUACCGAAGGGGAAGGAGGAAGGGAUGUUUGUAAUGAACUGCUUUCAACAAAGGAGUCUGCUCAAAUCUAUGCAGAGCGUUUGGCAGAGCUUGCUUCUCAUUUAGGCUUCGAUGGAUGGCUGCUAAAUAUGGAGGUAGACUUGGACAGUGUUCAGAUUCCUAAUCUGAAAGAGUUUGUCAACCAUUUAACAUUAACCAUGCAUUCUUCGGUGCCUGGAUCACUAGUAAUUUGGUACGAUAGCGUUACUGAUGAUGGUAGCUUAAAUUAUCAGAAUCAACUAAAUAAAUACAAUAAGCCUUUCUUUGACAUAUGUGAUGGAAUAUUUGCCAAUUAUUCCUGGGAGGAAAACUAUCCAAAACUUUCUGCUGAUGUUGCUGGUGAUAGAAAGUAUGAUGUUUACAUGGGGAUUGAUGUAUUUGGAAGAGGCACAUUUGGUGGUGGACAGUGGAAUACAAAUUUUGCUCUUGAUGUAAUAAAAAAAGCAGAUGUCUCUGCAGCAAUAUUUGCUCCUGGAUGGGUUUAUGAGACUAAGCAAGAACCAAAUUUUGAGACUGCUCAAAAUAGAUGGUGGGGUCUUGUGGAAAAAUCAUGGGGACUAGUGAGAAAGUAUCCAGUAACACUACCCUUCUACUCAAAUUUUGAUCAGGGACGUGGUAAUCAUAUUACAGUUGAUGGAAUAAACAUAUCAAAUGCUACCUGGUGUAACCUUUCUUCACAGGGGCUUCAGCCACACCUCAUGUUUGAUGAUUCUACUGUGAAUUCCAUUCAAGUUCUUGUAGACUUGACAGAAAAAUCAUACAGUGGAGGUGCAAACAUUACAUUCCAAGGAACUUUGAAAGCGAAAUCUUAUUUCCAGAAGACAAUAUUUCAAGCAGAGCUCCUUCUAACCAAAUUGCCUCUCCGAGUUACUUACUCUGUGAAAUCUGAUAGCAAUUCUUUGUUGGGAUUAGUACUCAAUGUUACUUCCACCAUCAAUGAAAAUGUGUCUAUUCUAUCUGCACCACAAGGAAUGGUGAAUCAUCUCUCACAAAAAUUUGACAAAAUAGUCCCAACAACUGAGCAAGAUGGAUCUUCCACUGAAUGGAUUAUGCACGAAUUCACGAUCGACAUGAAUGGAUACACAUUGACAGAAAUUCGCGCCAUGUGUUACAGGCAGGAUCAUGAACUGACACUGAAUUCGCGACGACUAGGCCAUGAUCUCGUCACGGAUUACUCUGCUAUUCUUGGUCAUGUCACAAUCACACCUUCAGAGUACAAGCCAAGUCUUCCCAUAUCCAAUUCAUGGCUAGUGAAUGGUGAAUACAUAGAUUUGAAAUCAAGUCCUAAGGGUGACUCAAAACUCCUUAGUGUUAAAAUUUCAUGGAAGCUGAAGGAAGAAAAGGAUUAUUCUGUAUUUUCACACUACAAUGUGUAUAUGGAAAAUGAAUCAAAAGUGCAAGAGUACAUUGGAGUAGCACAUGUGAAUUCUUUUUAUGUUUCUGAGCUAGAAGUUCCUUCUGCCACUUCUAGCUUCAAGUUUAUUAUACAAGUUUGCAAUGUUGAUGGCACAAAUCAGAAGUUGGAUGAGUCUCCAUAUUAUCAAUUGGAGGUGUAGAGUGUCCUCUUUAAUUUUCAUUGCAACAAAUUAAUAAUGAUGUAUCCAUGUUAUUUAUAUUUGGAUUUGGCAUCCAAAAACCAUGUUUUAUUCUCUACAAGGUUCAAUAAACAAGGUUGGUUAGCCCAACAACCAUAUUUAAGGAAACAAAAU
Molecule: messenger RNA, 2158 nt
Organism: Arachis stenosperma
Lineage: Eukaryota; Viridiplantae; Streptophyta; Magnoliopsida; Fabales; Fabaceae
Product: cytosolic endo-beta-N-acetylglucosaminidase 1
Exons: 11
Coding region: 29-2005 (658 amino acids)
Biological process (GO): protein deglycosylation
Cellular component (GO): cytoplasm
Molecular function (GO): mannosyl-glycoprotein endo-beta-N-acetylglucosaminidase activity
Source: RefSeq, a predicted model, not a curated record